Molecule: messenger RNA, 2543 nt
Organism: Baudoinia panamericana UAMH 10762
Lineage: Eukaryota; Fungi; Ascomycota; Dothideomycetes; Mycosphaerellales; Teratosphaeriaceae
Exons: 4
Coding region: 325-2478 (717 amino acids)
Source: RefSeq, a predicted model, not a curated record
GCUGCACGAGUGUAAAAGCCAUGAGAAUUCCAUGCAUUCGCAUAGACUCCGGACUCAGUAGUCUCGAGGAGCUUUGCGAUGACGGCAGGACUACAUGGUGCCCGCUUAGGAGGAUUGAACCCCUGCGACAGCGUACUCAGACGCCAACGGCAACAUGCACUUCGGAUCCGAGAUGCCAACAGUGCAGCUUGUGACAGUAGCCGAAGGGUGCAGCUGAGCUUGGAAGCGACGCAUGCAAUCCUACGAUAGGCAGGUAACGGUCUUCACCAUCCACACCGAAGCUUGAUCCCACAGAUUCAGUGUAAUCAAAAUCAUUAGCACGCCAUGGUCAUACCCAACGACGCGGCCAAAUCUGUCUACGACCGCCUCCCUAUCGACGGUGACCAGCUGCGAUUGGUUGGCAUACAGCCCGGAAAACCCGAUGCUGAUGUAGUAUGUAGUCUUGAUGUUUAUACCCCUAAGACGAGCUACAGGACAUUGUCGUACUGUUGGGGUGCUGUCCAGAACCUGCGAAAGAUUCAGCUUGAGGGAGUCAAGUUCCAGGUAACGCCCUCUUUGUAUGAUGCGCUGACUCACCUUCGCCACGAUACUGAGACCGUCUGGAUCUGGAUCGAUGCAAUCUGUAUUAAUCAAGAGAGUGAUGACGAGCGGAGCAGACAAGUGGAGCGCAUGGGUGCCAUUUUUGGAAACUCCACAAAAACGACAGUCUGGCUCGGUGUUGGCUUCGACGAGCAGCAGAGAGCGGUCAACUUCUUGAACUUCUGCGCUCAAGAGUUCGUCCGUGCCAAUGGCGGGCAAGCGGAUCGGGUGUGGGAAUACUCUGACAGCUCUCUGCGAGUGCCACAACUCCUUCUCCGUAACCUGAAGGCAAAGCUGCUGAGUGCGACCAAAGCUAGUCCCAUGCUGAAGAUUGAUAACUGGAAAGCAGUUGGAAAGCUCGCAGAGCGGCCAUGGUGGCGUCGACUAUGGGUAUUGCAAGAGGCUGUUCUUGCGAAAGAGGUUUCUUUCCAAUGCGGACAUGCUACUAUUGACCUCAUUUCGCUCGCCAUGCUGCAUGUUCUCGUUGAGUUCUCCCACCACCUCACAUACUGGCCUAAUGAAGGCACCGACGGCUCCAAGCUUGACGAACUCGCUGUCCACAUCCAACGAGCCUUAGGGUCAAACGAGAAGAUCUACGAGAUGUUCGUUGCACGGACACAGCACCAACGUUACAAGCAUCGCAACUACAUGGCUACGUUCGGCGACCCUCUGUUCACAAUUGCGCAGCUUUCCUACCGACAGGCGCACGAUCCUAGAGAUAAACUCUAUGCUGUGAAAGGAUUAAUGAGUCGCUCGGACGUGGUCCACGCAGAUUACAAGAAGAGCCUCAUCUUCGCCUACCCAGACUUCGCGUCAGAUCACGCGAAACACUGGAGGGAACCUUUCCUACGCAUCUUGAGCUACGCCGGUAUAGGCCAUGGACGGCUGCCCGGUACUGUAAUGGCCUCCUGGAUUCCGGACUGGCGAUUGUACGAGAUUGGCCAUUUGGACCGUGAGAUGCCGACGCCGCUCGACAAUAUCGGGUUCCAGGCCGGCAAGGAGCACGUGAUCGACGCUGCAAUAUUCUCCACAACUCACUUGCUUGUUCAAAAGGGCGUCAUCUUCGAUCGAGUGACGAAGCGAGCCUCUAUGGGUGUACGCACUGCGAAUGAACAGCUGUACGGCUUUGAUCUGUUGAAUUACGGCUCACACAAAGCGGACUCCCCGUAUCCAGGCACCGGUACCUGUCGCAUGCAUGCGCUGCUCAGAACUCUGUUGGCAGACUGUUGGUCAGAAGGUCAGAGCGUUCGCAUCGGUAACAAGGCUGACGACCGUACACUACUGUCAGAGUGUAUGGCGGGCAUGGCGGUCUGGUACCACCUCAACUGCAGACAGCCGGGCACUGUAAUCCAUCGGAGCCCCGGACUUCCACCGGUUAUACCUGUCAGAUUCUUGAAGCCCACACCCGGACUAAAGCAACAGCACGAUACACCACAAGAUUGGGGGGUUGGGUCUCUCUUCCCAUGGUCACCUGAAGUGCAUCUUAAGCCGGAGACCGCUAUGAAGCAAUGGCCCAAAGGUGUAAAUCUCGAGCGAGCGAUGAACAGAGGCUCCAGGUACCUCGAAUACGCCUGUGGCAGAUACACCAAGCGCCGAACGUUCUUCGGAACGGAGAAAGGCUACUAUGGUCUCGGCCCAGCGAACCUCCAGGAAGGUGAUAUAGUAUGCGUUUUCCAUGGUUGCAACAUACCGCAUCUGCUACGUCAGAAGGAGAACAUGCGGCCUUACGAUGGCCAUUGGUGGAAGAAGGAACAUGAAGGAUAUGAGCACGUCGGGGAGGCGUAUGUCCAUGGUAUUAUGGAUGGCGAGGCGAUUGAUCAAGCUGCUCAAGGCAACUUGCACGUGCGUGACUUUCUCAUUGGAGGAUGCCCGCCGAAGAGGUACCCUCAUGCGCCAUAAAGCUGUAGCGGUCCAUUGUUAGCGAAUGAGCACAUUCAUUGAGGCACUGCGUGUAUAGACUGACG